CAGAACAUGGCAACAGAAUCUUCGUCAGUUAGAGCUUUGGAGUUUGAUUUCCAGAAUAGAGUUACGGAGUACAGGAAACAAGCUCAUUUGCGCAGAGAAAAGCGCACGGGCUGGAGACCCAAAGCGUGUUUUCCAAAUAUGAAACGCGGCCAAAGCAGAGCUGAGACACUGUUGCCAGCACUUUGAGGCGUGAUGAAGGCGCAUCCAACGUCUUCUGCCGCAGCCGCAUGCUUUAAAUGUGCCGGGCCAGGUUUUAGUAUCAAAUGCAGCACUGCGUUGCGUUGCGCGUUGCGAGAGCCAGAGAGACGGUGCAGGAGAGUUGUCUCGAUUUCCCGAUUGGUGCAGGAGCGGUUUUG
Molecule: messenger RNA, 356 nt
Organism: Ascoidea rubescens DSM 1968
Lineage: Eukaryota; Fungi; Ascomycota; Saccharomycetes; Ascoideales; Ascoideaceae
Exons: 1
Coding region: 7-186 (59 amino acids)
Source: RefSeq, a predicted model, not a curated record